GAACGUUGAUUCGAUAAAGUUUCAACGGGUACUCGAAAUUGGAUUUGUGGCUGGUUGUUCCAUCCACCAAGAGCAUCAUGGCAGCACUCGUGGCGAUGGAAGACGUUCGCGCGUACCUGCAGUCGCAAGAGUCCAUGGAGGCGCAGUUUGAAGAGGACGUGGCGCGCAACCCGUACUCGAUCGAGACAUGGACGUCGUACCUCAACUUGCUGCACACGAAACCCAGCGGACACCGUUUGUCCAAGGAGCGUGUGGCGCUGUUUCGCCGCGCUCUGUCGUACGUCCCAUUGAGUUACAAGCUAUGGAAGCGUUUCCUGGACGAAAGCUACGCGUUGGUGCGCGGACUUCGCAUUGACCGCCCCGAACUCGUCGAGCUCACGCUCUUGUACGAAGACGCGUUGGUGCAUCUGCACAAGAUGCCGCGCAUAUGGCUACAGUACCUGUCCCUUCUCGACCACCUCCGCUGGGGCACGCGUACCCGUCGCGUGUUCGACCGCGCGCUUCGAGCGCUCCCCAUCACCCAGCACAAGCGCAUCUGGGGUCCAUACCUCGCGUUCAUCCAUGCGCAGGGAGUUGCGUCCACGGCGAUCCGCGUCUACCGCCGCUUCCUCAUGUUCGAUCCGUCCGGCCGCGAAGAGUACGUCCGCUACCUCCUCUCCAUGGAGCUGUGGGAAGAGGCCAGCAUCCAGCUCGUGCAUGUGCUCAACCAGCCGCAUCCCCCGUCCUCCCGCCAUGCUCUGUGGAUGGAACUGUGCAGCCUCAUCAGCUCCCACCCCGACGACAUCAGCUCCGCGCUCAACGUCGACGCCAUCUUGCGCUCGGGUGUGCAUCUGUUCUCGGACGAAGUCGGCCGCUUCUGGUGCGCGCUGGCCACCUAUUACAUGCGUCUUGGCAUGUUUGAAAGUGCUCGGGAUGUGUACGAAGAAGGCUUGGCCGCGGUGCUGACGGUGCGCGAUUUUUCGCUCAUUUUUGACGCUUACGUCAAGUUUUUGGAAGCGCUGGUCACGGCGGAAAUGCAGGACCCAACUAGCCCUGAGCUAUCGCGUACUUUGCAUCUGUACGAAGACUUGGCGGAGCGGCGGCCUCUGCUCUUGAACGCCGUGUACCUUCGCCAGAACCCCCACUCUGUAGCCCACUGGCACCAGCGCAUCGCACUCACUAGUACUAGUGCUAGUACUACUAGUAGUACUCCGUCGCCCAUCUUGAUUGUGCAAACGUACACGGAAGCGUUGAAAACAAUCGACUCGACCUUAGCCGUGGGCGCUUUGAGCUCGCUUUGGAUCUCAUUUGCCAGCUUUUACGAAGCCCACAAUGACGUGGCAAACGCUCGCGCCGUCUUUGAAAAAGCGCGACACCGUUUGGCGUCGUCAUUCCGAUCUCUGGACGAACGUGCGGCUAUUGUGUGCGCGCAAAUCGAGCUCGAGCUGCGACACGGGGCGUACGACGCGGCACUCGAGUUCGCGCGCGCCGCGUGCCGCCAAAAGCCAGUGAUGCGAUCGUUAAAGCUGUGGCACUUGCGGGUGGAUCUCGAGGAAUCGCUGGGCGAUGUGCCAUCCACUCGAAGUGCGUACGAGCACUUGAUUGACCUCAAGCUGGCCACGCCCGUGUUGGUGCUACAGUUUACGGCUUAUUUGGAGACCCACGAGUACUUUGAAGACGCGUUUCAUGUGUACGAGAAAGCCGUGCAGCUAUUUCCAGCGUUCCCCCAUGCAAAACCCAUCUGGACGGCGUACCUUGCGGCAUUUACCCACAGAUAUCAAGGCACUAAGCUGGAGCGGGCCAGGGAUUUGUACGACCAGGUGCUCAAUGUGGCACCAGUUGCCGAUAUGGCCGAUUUUUACAAACAGUACGCUGCCCUCGAAGAAAAGUAUGGACUGUGGCGCAAUGCGCAGACGAUUUAUGAGCGUACGUGAUAUAUAUAUAUGUAUAUUUAUUUAUAUUUAUAUAUAUUUAUGUAUGUAUUUUGAGGCUAAAUACUUCGACUGUGGCGCAAUGCGCAGACGAGAUUUAUGAGCAGGCGACGACCAAAGUCGAGUCACUCCCACAUGUCCAGCUCGAGUUGUACCAGUUUUACAUCAAAAAAGCACAGCAAUUAGCGGGUGUCGUGGCCGUUCGCGCCAUUUACGAGCGCGCGAUGGGCCACCUCCCGAAUGAAACUGUAUGGCAACUGGGGCUUGAGUUCUGCCGCUUCGAAACGCUGCUGGGCGAAUUGCAUAGAGCCAGAGCCAUCUAUGCCCAUAUUGGGCAGUGUUGUGACCCCCGCCAACACGAAGAUUCGUUCUGGAGCAAGUGGCAUGCAUUUGAAAUCGAGCACGGGAACGAAGAAACCUUCCUCGACAUGCUUCGGAUCAAGCGCAGUGUGCAGAUGUUGUACGCUACCGUCAAUUAUAUUGGCACGGCUGCCGGCGCGCUCAAUAUGGUGGCUAGUAGCACCAACCAGGCAGCGCCUACUAGUAUUACUAGUAGUAGUACGAUUGUGCCCGGAGAUGCCAUGGAAACACUCGAAAAGGAAGACCAGACGACCAACGACGAAGAGAUAGACAUUGACGAACAGCCCGUGCCUGAAGCCGUGGUUCGCGGCAAAGUGUUUUAACUAGUAGUAGAUACUAACUAGAUGGGAUUGUUUUUAUUCGAUGGACCA
This is a messenger RNA of Aphanomyces astaci, 2641 nucleotides long. RefSeq lists its product as hypothetical. Gene Ontology annotation, molecular function: protein binding. Gene Ontology annotation, biological process: mRNA splicing, via spliceosome; generation of catalytic spliceosome for first transesterification step. Gene Ontology annotation, cellular component: U2-type catalytic step 2 spliceosome; post-mRNA release spliceosomal complex; Prp19 complex. The transcript has 5 exons. The coding region runs from base 78 to 1913 and encodes 611 amino acids. Lineage: Eukaryota; Oomycota; Saprolegniomycetes; Saprolegniales; Verrucalvaceae. The record is from RefSeq and is a predicted model, not a curated record.